Molecule: messenger RNA, 3471 nt
Organism: Myripristis murdjan (pinecone soldierfish)
Lineage: Eukaryota; Metazoa; Chordata; Actinopteri; Holocentriformes; Holocentridae
Product: NLR family CARD domain-containing protein 3-like
Exons: 11
Coding region: 74-3442 (1122 amino acids)
Molecular function (GO): protein binding
Source: RefSeq, a predicted model, not a curated record
UGAAAAUAAGAUCCAGCAGGAGAGACCAGACUCCCCUGGACCCAGCUGUGUGUCCUUCAGGAGUGACCGGUCUAUGGGUCGACUUAUUGUCUUCAAAGACUCACAGCCCUCUGCUGAUGAUGGGAUCCAGCAGGAGAGACCAAACUCCCCUGGACCCAGCUGUGUGUCCUUCAAGAGCGACCGGUCUAUGGGUCGACUUAUUGUCUUCAAAGACUCACCGCCCUCUGCUGAUGAUGGAGUCCAGCAGCAGAGCUCAGAGGUUCCCAGUGGUCAGUCUGCCCAGGAGCAUCAAACACACCUGGCCUCCAUAUUUCUGCUGCUGGAGGAGAACAUCAACACUUUUGUGAAGAAGGAGCUGAAAAACCUCCAGAGGUCUCUGAGUCCAGAUUACCCAGAAUGCUCAGAGAGGCAGAGGGAGGAUGAGGAGGUGUUGGACGGUGAGGAGGAAGAGCAGAGGAGGAGCAGCAGAAAGGCUUUUCUGCAGAUCACACUGCACCUCCUGAGGAGAAUGAAGCAGGAGGAGCUGGCUGAGCGUCUGUGGAGCAAAACUGCCGCUGCAGCGUGCCAACGUGAACUCAGAUCUAACCUGAAGAAGAAGUGUGAGUGUGUGUUUGAGGGGAUUGCUAAAGCAGGAAACCCAACACUUCUGAAUCAGAUCUACACAGAGCUGUACAUCACAGAGGGAGGGAGUGGAGAGCUCAAUGAGGAACAUGAGGUCAGAUGGAUUGAAACAGCAUCCAGGAAACCAGACACACCAGAAACACCAAUCACAUGUGAGGACAUCUUUAGACCUUUACCUGGAAGAGAUGGACCAAUCAGAGCAGUGAUGACAAAGGGAGUGGCUGGCAUUGGGAAAACAGUCUUAACACAGAAGUUCACUCUGGACUGGGCUGAACACAAAGCCAACCAGCAUGUCCACUUCACAUUUCCAUUCACUUUCAGAGAGCUGAAUCUGCUGAGAGGGAAAAAGUUGAGCUUGGUGGAACUUCUUCAUCACUUCUUCACUGAGACCAAAGAAGCAGGAAUCAGCAGGUUUGAGCAGUUCCAGGUUGUGUUGAUCUUUGACGGUCUGGAUGAGUGUCGACUUCCUCUGGACUUCAAGAACAACCAGAUCCUGACUGAAGUUACAGAGUCCACCUCAGUGGAUGUUCUGCUGACAAACCUCAUCAAGGGGAAGCUGCUUCCCUCUGCUCGCCUCUGGAUAACCACACGACCCGCAGCGGCCAAUCAGAUCCCUCCUGAGUGUGUUGGCAUGGUGACAGAGGUGAGAGGCUUCACUGACCCACAGAAGGAGGAAUACUUCAGGAAGAGAUUCAGAGAUGAGGAGCAGGCCAGCAGAAUCAUCUCCCACAUCAAGACGUCACGAAGCCUCCACAUCAUGUGCCACAUCCCAGUCUUCUGCUGGAUCACUGCUACAGUUCUGGAGGACGUGUUGAAGACCAGUGAGGGAGAAGACCUGCCCAAGACCCUGACUGAGAUGUACAUCCACUUCCUGCUGGUUCAGUCCAAAGUGCAGAACCUCAAGUACCAUGGGAGAGCUGAGACAGAUCCAGUCUGGACUAAAAAGACCAGGAAGAUGAUCCUGUCUCUGGGAAAACUGGCUUUUGUGCAGCUGGAGAAAGGCAACCUGAUCUUCUAUGAAGCAGACCUGGUAGAGUGUGGCAUUGAUAUCAGAGCAGCCUCAGUGUACUCAGGAAUGUUCACACAGAUCUUUAAAGAGGAGCGUGGGCUGUACCAGGACAAGGUUUUCUGCUUCGUCCAUCUGAGCCUUCAGGAGUUUCUGGCUGCUCUUUAUGUCUUUCUGUCAUUCAUCAACUCUGGAGUCAAUCUGCUGUUCCAACAAUCAGCUUCCAGCUGGUCUGCACUGUUCAACAAGACAUCUGAACUAAAACUCCUCCUCCAGAGUGCUGUGGACAAGGCCUUACAGAGUCCAAAUGGACACCUGGACUUGUUCCUGCGCUUCCUCCUGGGUCUUUCACUGCCGACCAAUCAGAGUCUCAUACGAGGCCUGAUGACACAGAGAGGAAGUAGCUCACAGACCAAUCAGAAAACAGUUCAGUACAUCAAGAAGAAGAUCAGGGAGAAUCCCUCUCCAGAGAGGAGCAUCAACCUGUUCCACUGUCUGAAUGAGCUGAAUGACCAUUCUCUAGUGGAGGAGAUCCAACAGUACCUGAGAUCAGGACGUCUCUCCACAGACAAACUGUCUCCUGCUCAGUGGUCAGCUCUGGUCUUCCUCUUACUGUCAUCAGAAGAAGAUCUGGAGGUGUUUGACCUGAAGAAAUACUCUGCUUCAGAGGAGGCUCUUCUGAGGCUGCUGCCAGUAGUCAAAGCCUCCAGGAAAUCUGUGCUGAGUGGCUGUAAUCUGUCAGAGAGAAGCUGUGCAGCUCUGGCCUCAGUUCUCAGCUCCCAGUCCUCUAGUCUGAGAGAGCUGGACCUGAGUCACAACGAUCUUCAGGAUUCAGGAGUGAAGCAUCUCUCUGCUGGACUGGAGAGUCCACACUGCAGACUGGAGGCUCUCAGUCUAAGUGGCUGUAAUCUGUCAGAGAGAAGCUGUGCAGCUCUGGCCUCAGUUCUCAGCUCCCAGUCCUCUAGUCUGAGAGAGCUGGACCUGAGUAACAACGAUCUGCAGGAUUCAGGAGUGAAGCAUCUCUCUGCUGGACUGGAGAGUCCACACUGCAGACUGGAGGCUCUCAGGCUGUCAGGCUGUCUGCUCACACAGAAAGGCUGUGCUUCUCUGGCCUCAGCUCUGAGCUCCAACCCCUCCCAUCUGAGAGAGCUGGACCUGAGCUUCAAUCAUCCAGGAGACUCAGGAGUGAAGCUGCUCUCUGCUGGACUGGAGGAUCCAACCUGGAGACUGGAGGCUCUCAGGGUGGACCAUGGUGGGGAGCAGUGGUUGAAACCAGGCCUGAGGAAGUAUUCCUGUGAACUCAAACUGGACACAAACACAGCAAACAGAAGACUUGUCCUGUCUGAGGACAACAGGAAGGUGACAGCAGUGAGACAGAAGAAGCCAUAUCCUGAUCACCCAGAGAGGUUUGAACACUGGCCACAGAUCCUGUGUAGAGAUGGUCUGACUGGUUGCUGUUACUGGGAGGUUGAGAGGGAAGGAGGGGUUUAUAUAGGACUGACUUACAGAGGAAUCAGCAGGAGAGGAGGCAGUUAUGACUAUGGGCUUGGAUGGAAUGAAAACUCCUGGAGUCUGAUGUGCUAUGAUGGAGGAUUCACUGCCAGACACAAUAACAGAGACACAGUCAUCCCUGUCCCCUCCUCCUCUAAUAGAGUGGCAGUGUAUCUGGACUGGCCUGCUGGCUCUCUGUCCUUCUACAGCGUCUCCUUUGACACACUGAUCCACCUCCACACCUUCAGCAGCACCUUCACUGAACCUCUGUACCCAGGGUUCUGGGUUUGGUUUGACUCCUCAGUGUCUCUGUGUGAGAUCUGAGGAGUGAGAGUCGCCUCCUGUGUGGAGAA